UAGGAGGAGGAAAGAGACACUGUGAUCUGGGUUAUAGAAGAGGAGUUGGCUGCAGGGAACUGGUGAGCUUGGCCAUUCAUGGGACCAGGAUCCAAGCUCUUGAGGAGGCUGCUUCCUUUUAGCUCAUGAGGGACUGGAGCAGUAGCCUCCCAGGAGCCCUGUGGCCAUGACACAGCUGCUUCUCCUCAUUGUGUCUCUUCUGGUCCUGGGUCAUGUGCCACCAGGGAGAAAUGAGUUCAAACGGUGCUGGAAGGGCCAAGGCGCCUGCCGGACUUACUGCACAAUGCGAGAAGCCUACAUGCACCUGUGCCCGGAUGCCUCCCUGUGCUGUAUCCCCUAUGGACUCAAGAACCAGAAGCCAGGGAUCGUGUAGCUGGUUCCGGGGCUGGCACACUUGCUCUUCAAUAAAAUACAUGCUGCCUGUU
Messenger RNA from Miniopterus natalensis, 425 nucleotides. It is a transcript of the gene DEFB124, whose product is annotated as defensin beta 124. Gene Ontology annotation, biological process: cellular response to peptidoglycan; positive regulation of monocyte chemotaxis; canonical NF-kappaB signal transduction. Gene Ontology annotation, cellular component: extracellular region. The record is from RefSeq and is a predicted model, not a curated record. Lineage: Eukaryota; Metazoa; Chordata; Mammalia; Chiroptera; Miniopteridae.